AUGAAAAAUCACACAAUAACAACAUUCAUUCUCCUGGGACUAACAGAUGAUCCACAACUUCAGAGUCUGCUUUUAAUUUUUUUGUUUUUCGCCUACUUACUGAGUAUAACUGGAAACAUGGCUAUUCUUUCACUUACAUUAAUAGAUUCUCGCCUAAAAACACCAAUGUAUUUUUUCCUACAGAAUUUUUCCUUCUUAGAAAUAUUAUUCACAUCAGCUUGUGUUCCUAGAUAUUUGUAUAAUCUAUCAACAGGUGACAGGACUAUUACAUAUUGUGCCUGUGCCAUUCAAGCCUUUUUUACUGAUCUGUUUGGAGUUACUGAAUUUUUCCUCUUGGCCACCAUGUCCUAUGACCGCUACGUCGCCAUCUGCAAACCCUUGCAUUACAUGACCAUCAUGAGCGGCAGAGCCUGUAGAAGUCUCAUGCUCUGCUGUUGGAUGGCUGGCUUCUUAAUUAUACUACCUCCAUUUAGCUUGAGCCAGAGCCUGGAAUUCUGUGACUCUAAUGUCAUUGACAGUUUUCUCUGUGAUGUGUCGCCCUUCCUCAAGAUAUCAUGCUCCGACACGUGGUUGAUUGAGCAGAUGGUGAUAGGAUGCGCUGUGCUGACCUUCAUCACAACCCUGCUUUGUGUUGUCCUCUCCUACAUAUAUAUAAUCAGAACUAUUACAAGAUACCCCUCAGCCCAGCAAAAGAAAAAAGCCUUUUCCACCUGCUCCUCCCACAUGAUUGUGGUGUCCAUCACCUACGGCAGCUGCAUCUUCAUCUAUAUCAAGCCAUCUGCAAAGGAGUCCGUGGCCAUUAACAAGGGUGUGAUCAUGCUCAUUACUUCCAUCGCUCCUAUGCUGAACCCCUUCAUCUACACACUGAGGAACCAGCAGGUGAAGCAGGCCCUCACAGAAAUAGUCAAGAGAAAGCUCUUUGUGCGUUUACUGAGUACCAGUAAGUCAUAG
Ochotona curzoniae (black-lipped pika) is the source of this 951-nucleotide messenger RNA. Its product is annotated as olfactory receptor 6C2-like. NCBI's taxonomy places the organism in Eukaryota, Metazoa, Chordata, Mammalia, Lagomorpha, Ochotonidae. The transcript has 2 exons. Gene Ontology annotation, biological process: G protein-coupled receptor signaling pathway. The coding region runs from base 1 to 951 and encodes 316 amino acids. Gene Ontology annotation, cellular component: membrane. The record is from RefSeq and is a predicted model, not a curated record. Gene Ontology annotation, molecular function: G protein-coupled receptor activity; olfactory receptor activity.